AGUUGCUCCGACAUAGACAUGUACUCGAACGCUCUGCAAUCGAAGAUGAGUACUCCUGGUCGAUUUUUUUGCUACGAUCAUGGAUGGCUGAUGGGCCCUACUGAAUAUUAUGGACCACAGCAGAACAUUCCCAUUUAGUAUCGGGCGUGCUUUUUGUUCACGCAUCCACUUCAAUACUGUAGGCGUUUCCUGUAGCGGUGACUCAAUCACGAAGAAGAGUGAAGCUAUAUUGCCCCUACGUAAAAAGAGGAUGCAUGCUCGUCCAUCUUUAUUUGCUCCGUAAUUAUGAUUUUGCAUUAUAUGUGUAUAUGCUCUCUAUUUUUACUUCUAACAUUUUUUGGAAGCUUACAAGCACAACGGUUAUGGGAUUUAUUUUCCUAUUGGAUUCAUUUCCGACCAUGAUCUGCGAAAGGUGGAAAGCAACAACGUGGACACAACUGGACUAGGAGCGCCGCCUUCACAGCAAUCAGCUUCGACUACAUCUUCUACAAAGCCUACUUGUCUUCCUCGCACGCGUUCGGGUGUCAUCAAUGCCCCAGAUUGGAUGGACCGGUUCUUCUCUAAUCCUUGGGAUGUUGUAGAAGACCCACUCGAAACAGCUAUCGACCUUCUAAAGGAGGCGUACCACGGAC
Messenger RNA from Amoebophrya sp. A25, 632 nucleotides. The record is from the annotation of a GenBank genome assembly. NCBI's taxonomy places the organism in Eukaryota, Dinophyceae, Syndiniales, Amoebophryaceae.